Dioscorea cayenensis subsp. rotundata (Guinea yam) is the source of this 2856-nucleotide messenger RNA. RefSeq names its product probable disease resistance protein At5g63020. The coding region runs from base 17 to 2752 and encodes 911 amino acids. Gene Ontology annotation, molecular function: ADP binding. NCBI's taxonomy places the organism in Eukaryota, Viridiplantae, Streptophyta, Magnoliopsida, Dioscoreales, Dioscoreaceae. The transcript has a single exon. The record is from RefSeq and is a predicted model, not a curated record.
UGCUUAGCAUUCAGAUAUGGCUGGUGUCAUCGAUCUCGUGAGGCCUGUGGCAAGUUUUGUGGCUCCUUAUCUGGUGAAUCCCAUCUCACGCCAAUUCAAGUACUUGUUCUUUCUUAGCAACAAUGUGAAGGCCAUUACUGAUGCCAUGGAUGAAUUGAGAAUCACGAGGGCGAGCACAAAGCAAAACAUCCAAACUGCCGAGCUAGAAGGCAAAACUCGCUCCCCAACAGUAGAGUUUUGGCUUCAAAAGGUGGACGCCGUUGAGCUUGAAGUGACUGCCAUCAAGCAAGCAUAUGAUCACAGAACAAACUGCAUCGCAAUGCCUUCACUCAAUAUCGUUUCAAAUUACAAGCUUGGCAGGCGAGCUUUCAAGAAGAAGGAAGAAAUGGUGGAACUACUUGACAAAGCAGCGAAGUUCGAUGUUGUGGCCAAGAAAUUGCCUCCGGGUCCUGCAAGAGAGUUGCCAACUCCUUCAAUAAUGGUCUCAAAUGAAAAUUCAAACCUUGAGACAAUAUACCAAUAUCUCAUAGAAAACAUGACUGGGAUCAUUGGGAUAUGGGGCAUGGGAGGGGUCGGCAAAACCACACUCUUGAGGAGCAUCAACAAUGAAUUCUAUCGCUCAAAAGAUGGCAUGUUUGAUCAUGUCAUUUGGGUUGUGGUUUCUCAACAAUACAGCUAUGUAAAGAUUCGAUCCGAUAUAGCCAAGAAUUUGGGAUUGCCAUCUACCAAUGAAGAUGCUGAUGCAAUCCAUGAUUUUCUGAAAAUGAAGAGUUUCCUGCUAUUGCUGGAUGAUCUCUGGAGUGAACAUGAUCUCGAGAAGAUUGGGGUACCUCAUCCUAAAAUGCAUCAUGAUCAAGACAAGCACAAGAGGAUGGUGGUGUUCACAACGCGCUUGGAGAAUGUUUGUGGUGACAUGGAGGCCAAUAAGACGAUCAAAAUACAAUGCUUGGAUCAUGAUGCUGCAUGGGGUUUGUUCAAAGCCAAAGCCGGUGAAGAACUCAUUGCAUCCGAUAAUCUAAUUCAACAGCAUGCAGAGGGUGUUGUGAUGGAAUGUGCUGGUUUGCCACUUGCUCUUGUCACAGUUGGGAAAGCCAUGCGCACCAAGAAGACAGCACAAGAAUGGGAGUAUGUGGGCAACAUGAUGAGGAAAUCAAAGUAUCCAAGCAUUCCAGGUAUGAGGAAGGAAUCUGACUUCUUUCCUAUUUUGAAGAUCAGUUAUGACAAUUUGGAGAGUGAUAUUUUGAGACAAUGCUUCUUGUAUUGUUCCUUAUGGGGUGAGGAUGUGGCCAUAGCUAUUGAUGAUCUCAUACAAUGUUGGAUGGGGCAUGGUUUGUUAGAUGAUUUUGAUGACCUUAGUGAAGCUUACAACAAAGGUGGGAUCAUCAUUGGAAACCUGAAAGGAGCAUGCUUACUAGAAACAGUUGCCCUACCUUGGUUACAUGAAGAGAGCUAUGUGAAGCUUCAUGAUGUGAUCAGAGAUCUUGCCUUAUGGAUAACUUCAGAUUGUGGGAGAAACAAGCAAGGAUGGUUGGUGCAACCAAACUCUAACUUAGAAAGAUUACCAGAAGAUGUCAUCAAUGGGGAAGUGAUUAACAUUUCAGUUAACAAUAUGAAAGCGUUGGAUGGAUUUAUUAAUUUCCAUAAGCUCAAAACAUUGAUUCUCUCCGCAGAUACUAGAGAAUAUCUUAUUACUCCUGAAUUCUUUACAAAAAUGCGUUGCCUCAAGUAUUUGGAUCUAAGUCAUGCUAGUAUCGAAAUUGUACCUGAAGAGAUUGGUGGACUUAAUGGGUUGGAAUAUCUCCAGUUACCAAGAAAUCUCAGAUCUUUACCCACUGCUUUGGGUGAUUUGAAGAACUUGAAGUAUCUAUAUAUUUUCGAUUUGUCUGAGGCAAAGAUUCCUUAUGGGCUGAUAGCAAGGCUAACAAAGUUGCGAGUAUUGGAUCUAUUUUACACUGGUGACGUCUACCUUGAAGAAAGGCAUGUGGAUGAGUUGCUGAUCUUAAAAGAAUUGAAAGGAGUGGGGAUUAACAUAAAAGCCAGUUCUACAUUAUUGGAAAGGCUCCGUCCUGUUCCAAAAAGGAGACUUCGUUUGUGCUGCUUGGAUGAUGAAUCAGAUUUUACUUCUAUCAGCAUAUCUCCCUUACAUCUUGGAAGCAACAGCAUGACAAACCUUCAUGAAUUGACUAUUUCCAAUAUCGAAAGCUUACAGGAAUUGGUAAUGACAACAGAAAAUGACAGUUCUUGGUGCCUCUCUCAUUUGAAUGAAUUAUAUUUAGAUGAUCUCCCUCAUCUAAAGAAUGUCAUUUGGAAGGACUUGGAAACACAAUUUUUUCUCCCCGGGCUGGUUUACUUAUUUAUCAUUAACUGCAAUAGCUUGACUAGCUUGUGCUGGACUGCUCACCUACCACGUCUUAAACAACUCACUAUAUCACAAUGUGAUAAACUGGAGAGUAUUAUUAAAACUGGUGAUGAUGCUACAAAGGUGAUUGAAGAAGAAGGUAACCUUUUCAAGAGUCUCAACUUAUUGUAUCUUACGGAUAAUCCAAAUUUGGAAUGCAUAUGCGAGGGAGAACUAUCCCUUCCUUCUAUUGAAUUGAUUACAUUUGAAGGUUGUGACAAGUUGAGAAAGCUCCCACUUGGAUUAGACAGUGCUAAGAACCUAGAGAGCAUAGAUGUCUCAUCCACCAUGUGGGACAACAUCGAUUGGGCACACAAGGAUCACUUCUCCCAUUUAGUGCGUACUAUUGUUUAAGACGAUUUAUAUAGCUGUGUCACAAUAGCAUUUCUGUUUUACUUCAUGUAACCCUAUAAAUUAUAUUGGUUUUGUUUACCUCUUUAAUGACAAAUGCUCCUUAU